AUGGCGGACAAAACCCAGUCGAAGAUCAUCCAGGCGAUCGUCAAAGAAACUUCUCUCGACAAAUCUUUUCACGGUCUUCGCAUCUCGUUCAAGCUGCUGUGUGAUAAGAAAGGUUUGUCCUGCACAUCAGAUGUGCUGGGUCAACUCAGCCAAGAUGAUCUCCGCACUCUCGCGGUGCCCUUCCUAUCCUCUGUCCACGCUCACCCAGUGCCAGGUCUUCUUCCUUCGACACAGACGACGACGACGACGGGCCGUAGCUGCCUCCGACGUGAUCUCCUUUACCUCAUUUACGCAGCUUCCUUGAAUGACUUCAACUUCCAAAAUGUCAUACCUCUCUUGAUCACAGCCCUUAACCGUAAGUCAGAUAACUCUCUUUUCUGGGAUCAAGUCUACCAUGCCGUCACCCAGCUGGACCAAGCUUGUUGGCCGGAUUUGAAUGUCGCAUUAAUCGAAGACCUUUCGUGGCUGCGCAAUAGAACCAUAUCCUCGACCUGUCCAAAACCCCGCCAAGAUACGGAUGGUAUUCUCAAGCAAGUCAUCGGUGCCUUCCAGAACGGACCUCUGCAUCUCAGCGGAACAUUCUUUCAAGCCUUAGGAGCCCUUGUGUCGGUAUUCCGAAGCGUUUUCACGAGGUGGCCAGACGGCAGCGAUCUACCUCAAGAAUGUAUACGUUACACAAUACAGGAGGGCUGGGCAUCUGACAAGAUGGGCGAGUAUCGGUUCCGGCGCGAAGUCAACAACGAGAAGAGGGUUGUCUAUGUUGAAAUACAUAAUCUCACCUUCUUUCCGAAGCCGGAAAUGGCCUGGAGCCAUACGAUAACUAUUAAGCACUUAUCGCAACUCAGUGGAUGGUACGAUAAGUGGGACACAUUGACGGUUUUGAGGCUUGGAGAUGAGAUCUUUUGCCUUCAAAACUAUUUCACGCCCCAUGCGAUACCAUCGGAGCAAGUGGUGGGAGACUAUCCAUUCUUUGACAUUCUCGAUCUUCAAUUCUGGGACACCGCGCGGCACUCUUGCGCCGAAUUGGUCCAUAACGGAUCGGAAUUGUGCCAUCUGCACAGAAGCGAUUUUCGUAAUGGCAUAGACGCGAUUUCAAAAGAGUUGAAAGCCUAUCACAUCCUGGCAAAGAGAAAACCAACGCUGGCAUCUGCAAUCCUGGGGUAUGUCUAUGAGGGACCCGCUGGUCGUGUCGUCGGAUUUCUUUCCGAAAUACUGCAUGGCCGGUAUCCCGACAUCAACGAUCUCGAGGAGUGUGAGAAAGCACUCCGACAACUCCACAGCUGUGGUGUCGCUCACGGCGCCAUCGAAGGAAAGGACAUCGUGAUCACUGCCGAGGGCCCGAGAUUUAUCUGUUUUUGCUGUUCGAGGACCGUCGAUUUUGGCGAGUCACCCCUGCCAUCACGUCGCUACCUCGAACGUUGGGACGCCACAAGAAGGUGGGACUUCCGUUGCCUGAAGGCAGCCUUGCUUGGUGACACUAGCAUUGGCCGGCCUUGCUUGGGCCCGCCUCCGGGCUAG
Messenger RNA from Fonsecaea erecta, 1518 nucleotides. RefSeq lists its product as hypothetical. The transcript is spliced from 2 exons. The coding region runs from base 1 to 1518 and encodes 505 amino acids. The record is from RefSeq and is a predicted model, not a curated record. Lineage: Eukaryota; Fungi; Ascomycota; Eurotiomycetes; Chaetothyriales; Herpotrichiellaceae.